Molecule: messenger RNA, 1536 nt
Organism: Stegastes partitus (bicolor damselfish)
Lineage: Eukaryota; Metazoa; Chordata; Actinopteri; Pomacentridae
Gene: tekt2
Product: tektin 2 (testicular)
Exons: 9
Coding region: 1-1272 (423 amino acids)
Biological process (GO): cilium assembly; cilium movement involved in cell motility
Cellular component (GO): microtubule cytoskeleton; nucleus
Source: RefSeq, a predicted model, not a curated record
AUGUUCUCGGUGAAGCCCGGCCUCCGUCACAGCGUCUCCGAGUGGAGCAGCAACAACCAGCAGCUGUCAGCCGACGCGCAACACGAGCGCCACGUUUCUGCCGCAAUCCGGCAGGAGGGAAGGUCGCUGCGCAACCAAACCCGCUGCAAGACGAUCUGGGACGAGAGCGACUCGUCUCGGAGGCUCAGCGACCGGAUCUGGGAUGUGGCUCGUUGGAGGGACGCGUUGGAAAGCUGCGCUCAGAAAGUGGACGAAGAGAUGGAGGCUCUGACGCUGUCCAAAGAGCGGAGCGAGCAGAACCUGGCGGCCACUGCUGUUCCUCUGGAGGUCUCCUCCGAGUGCCUGACGCUGAGGGAGGGCCGGCGGGGCGUGGAGCUGGUGGUGGACCCGGUGGAUGAGCAGCUGAAGGCGGAGGUGGAGCUGAUUGAGCGAGUGCAGCAGGUUCUGCAGCAGCACGUCAACAAGGCCUUCGAGCAGCUGUGUGUUCUGCAGGAAGCUCGACACCAGCUGACCUCCGACCUCCAGAACAAGAUGGACGCUCUGGAUGUGGACAUGUCCUGUCUGUCGCUCACCGUGGAGUCGCCUCUCAUCUCCCUGAAGAACAACCCGACUCGUAUCCCAUCUGGGUCCUCCAGCCCUCAGGAGUGGAUCCAGUUCAGCCAGUACAAUGUGGCUCGAGCCCAUGAAGCCAUGCAGGCGUCCCAGCAGAUGAGGGAGGACAUGAGCCUCACCAGAGCCCAGCUGCAGAACGAGUUGGAGACUCAACGCAGAGCCACAGAGUUCGCUCUCCGAAAGCGCAACCACCACGAAGAGCGGGCCCGAGACGAGCUGGAGUGGCAGAUAAGAAACACUGAAAAUGAAAUGUCAGAAAUGGAGAACGACAUCAGCGGUUUGGACGCUGACCUGCAGGCCAAGUCGACCAACCUGAAGCUGGCUCACACCCGGCUGGAGAUCAGAACCACCAGACCCGGAAUGGACCUGUGCAGAGACGAGGUGCAGUUUGGCCUCGUUGCUGAAGUCCAGCAGCUGGAGGCCACGAUCACGGCUCUGAAGCAGAAGCUCUCCGAAGCUCAACACUCUCUGCAGAAGAUGAAGCUCUAUCAUGCCCGGAUGCUGCAGGAUCUUUCCAGAAAACAAGAAGCUCUGUCUCUGGAGCAGCGGAGCAUGAAGACCCGAAACCGACUCGCUUCGGCCUCCGAUAAAAGCCCGGCCCUGGUGGUCCCGCUCAUGAACUCGAGUGGAAGAAGCAACUUAAAGCUGCUCGCUCAGUGAGUUUUUGAAGGAAAGGGAUUCGAUUUAUUCAGUUUUAGCUCAGAUAUAAAACAGCAGAACGCAGCAGAGAGUCUGACCUUAGUUAGCACAACAAAUGACUUUUAUUUCUUCUGGUUUUGUCGUUAUUUCAGCUCUCACUGUCGUCCUUUUCUUGUUUUUUAGACCUUUUCGUUUGCUUAACUUGCAUCUACAGUCUCUGUGUUGUGUUGAAGUGCCUCCCUCAUGUGUGUCUCUUUACAGCAAAGCAUUGUCUCUAAAAUGUGA